AUGUAUGGAAGUUCUCGUUCCGUCUCCAAGCUAGAUGCAGUGGGGUCCAACAGUAACGGGUCAGGCAGUCCCGGACGCUCCCCCCGACUCCCUCGUUCCCCGCGUAUGGCUCACCGGCGAAAUGGCAGCAGCGGCUCUGCUGGCGGUCUCACCGGUUCUGGGAAAACCUUAUCCAUGGAGAAUAUCCAGUCGCUCAAUGCCGCUUACGCUACAGGGGGUCCUAUGUAUUUCACAGAAGGUACUGAAGACCCGGUGGGACUUGGGAGCCUGGGAAGUGGACUGAACCCAUCUAUGCCCAAAAGCACCAUGACCCUGGGCCGGGCUGGGGCGAGGGUGCCCUACGGCGUACGGACCGCUUUUGUGGGAAGCAGCCCUACAAUCAACUCUGGAGGAGUGGGCACUGCUGGGGUCAUGUCUAGUGAUUCCAUAGCAUUUGGUGGGGAGGUGCAAAGCCAACCCACACAGGCUUCAACUGUGCCCCACUCCAUGAGACAGGUGCGGGACGGUGCCAUGACAGACCUGCAGAGCCAACUGAGAGAAGUGCUAAGAGAAAAUGAGCUUCUGCGGAGAGAUCUGGAUGCAAAGGAGUCCAAACUAAGCUCGUCCAUGAACUCUAUCAAGACAUUCUGGAGUCCGGAGCUGAAGAAAGAGCGUGCGCUGAGGAAGGAUGAAGCCACCAAAAUGAGCGUGUGGAAGGAGCAAUAUCGGGUGGUGCAGGAGGAAACACAGCAUCUCCAGUGCACCAUCCAAGCCUUGCAAGAUGAGCUCCGAAUCCAACGCGAUCUCAACCAGCUCUUCCAGUCGGAUUACUCCGAAACCGGCCGCCUGGGUUCCCAGGCCAUCUCCCCUCAGGAAAUGACCGAGGAGAACUUCCUGCGUCUCCAUGGCGAAUACGAGCGGCAGGUCAAGGAGCUCUUUCUCCUGAGGAAGACUGUGGAAGAGAUGGAGCUAAGGAUAGACACGCAGAAGCACACUUUAAAUGCCAGGGAUGAGUCCAUUAAGAAGCUCCUGGAAAUGCUGCAGAGCAAAGGACUGUCAUCUCGUGCCACUGAGGAGGACCACGAGCGGACGAGGCGACUGGCUGAUGCCGAGAUGACCAUCCAUCAGCUGGAAGGUCUGCUGGAGCAGAAGGACAAGGAGAUGCUCCUUCUCAGAGAGGAGCUGCACAGGAGGUACGAAGCAGCUCCUGAAUCCACCAAGACCAAAGCCCUGCAAACAGUCAUUGAAAUGAAGGAUGCCAAGAUCAGCUCGCUGGAGCGCGCCAUGAGGGAGCUGGAGGAAGAGGUGAACAUGCUCAAGUCCAACGGAGCACUCAGCAGCGAGGAGCGAGAGGAGGAGAUCAAGCAGAUGGAGGUGUACCGAUCCCACUCCAAAUUCAUGAAAAAUAAGGUUGAUCAGCUGAAGGAAGAGUUAGGUCACAGCCAGUCAGAGAAGGAGGAGCUAAGAGAACGGGCCAAUGAGCUGCAGCGCGAGAUGGAUCAGGUGAAGCAGGAUUUAAACCGCAAGGACAGUGAACUGUUGGCGCUCCGGACCAAACUGGACACUCUGAACAACCAGUUUUCCGACAGCAAGCAGCACGUGGACGUCCUCAAAGAGUCGCUCACCGCCAAGGAGCAGAGGGCUGCCAUAUUACAGACCGAGGUGGACGCUUUGCGCAUUCGCCUGGAGGAGAAAGAGUCACUUCUGUCCAAAAAGAGUCAGCAAAUAUCCGAAAUCUCGGACGAGAAGAGCACGCAGAACGGAGAAAUUAGCGACCUCAAGGACAUGCUGGACGUCAAGGAGCGCAAAGUCGUCGUGCUUCAAAAGAAGAUUGAGAACCUCCAGGAUCAGCUGAAAGACAAAGACAAGCAGCUAACCGGCCUCAAAGGACGAGUCAAGUCCUUACAGACGGACACGUCCAACACCGACACGGCUCUGGGAACGCUGGAGGAAGCUCUAUCUGAGAAGGAACGGAUCAUUGAACGAUUGAAAGAGCAGCGAGAAAAAGAGGAAAGAGAAAAGGGGGAUGAGGUGGAGUCCACCAAGAAGGAGCUGAAGGAGCUGCGGGAGAAAGUUUCCCAGAUGCAGGCUGACCUUGCAGACCGCGAGGCAUCACUUUUGGACCUGAAGGAGAAGGCCUCUUCUCUGGCCUCCUCGGCUCUUAAGAAGGACAACCGGCUGAAAAGCAUGGAGAUUGCAUUGGAGCAAAAGAAGGAGGAGUGCGUCAAACUGGAGAACCAACUGAAGAAGGCUCAGAGCGCGGCGGCUGAGUCGGCGGCCAGCGCCGAGCUGGCGCAACGCAUCUCCUGCCUGGAGCAGGAAGUGAGCCGUCACAAGGAGGACGCUGGCAAGGCUCAGGCCGAGGUGGAGCGGCUCCUCGAGAUCCUCAGGGAGAUGGAGAACGAGAAGAACGACAAGGAGAAAAAAAUCCACGAGCUGGAGAGGCAGAUGAAAGAUCAAUCCAAAAAGGUGGCCAACCUGAAGCACAAAGAGCAAAUAGAGAAGAGCAAGAACGCCCAGCUGAUGGAGGAGGCCAAAAAAAGGGAGGACAACAUCAACGAGAGUUCCCAGCAGAUUAAAGAUUCCAUGCGCUCUAAGGAGGAGCGCAUCGAGGAGCUGGAGGAGGCCCUGAGGGAAAGCGUUCAGAUAACAACCGAGAGGGAGUUGGUGCUGGCCCAAGAGGAGCAUGCCCGCACACAUGCUGAAAAACAGGUGGAGGACUUGCUGGUUGCCAUGGAAAAGGUGAAACAGGAGCUGGAGGUGAUGAAAGCCAAGCUGUCUUCCACUCAGCUGUCACUGGCCGAGAAGGAAGGUCACCUGACCGCCUUGCGGGCCGAGCGGCGGAAGCACCUGGAGGAGGUUCUGGAGAUGAAACAAGAGGCGCUGCUGGCCGCCAUCAGCGAGAAGGACGCCAACAUCGCCCUGCUGGAGCUCUCUUCAUCCAAGAAGAAGAAAACCCAGGAAGAGGUGGCGGCCCUCAAGCGGGAGAAAGACGGGCUAGUUCAUGAGCUCAAACAGCAGACUCAAAACAGGAUGAAACUGAUGGCGGACAACUAUGAGGAUGAGCACCUGAAGGCAUCGUCUCCCAACGCGGAGCUGCCUAACAAUCACAAGCCCUCACCAGAUCAGAUUCUCUCUCCUCUCCUGGAUCUGGACCAGAACCGCAGUAAGCUGAAGCUAUACAUCAGUCACCUGACCUCGCUGUGUCAGGAGCGAGACCCUGUCAUCCUGCGAGACUUCGCCCCACCGCCCGCCUAUCACCGCGCCGACUCCGCCGAAUCCUGGCGCGAGCAACUGCGCGGCAUGACGCAAGAACAGUUGGAGGCGGAGUUGGCGCUGUGUGAGCGGGAGGGGGCGGAGCUCCAGGAGUACGCCAACCAGGUGCUGCAGCAGAUCGCAGACCGCUGCCCGGACAUUUUGGAACAGGUCGUCAGCGCCCUGGAGGACAGCAGCUGA
Nerophis lumbriciformis (worm pipefish) is the source of this 3435-nucleotide messenger RNA. NCBI's taxonomy places the organism in Eukaryota, Metazoa, Chordata, Actinopteri, Syngnathiformes, Syngnathidae. The record is from RefSeq and is a predicted model, not a curated record.